AUGGCGUGUUCAUCAGCUUCGUGGAAAGAUCAGGAUCCGUACAGUGCUCCAGGACCGCUGGGAGCCCGUUACGAUGACAGCCCUCUUCAUCUGGAUAUCCAGUUGGUAGUUCCUGGGAUUCGACCAAAAAGCUUCUAUCGAGCAGCCAAUACUCAAGUCAAUAUAAAAAGUGAUCCUUUUAGUAUGAAAUGCGUAGUAGAAAUAGUGAAGAUCGACAAAAAGAAGACACCUCCAGAGAAGUCAAUCAUCGAUCGCCGAUUUUUCGAGAUCCAACGAUUUCCGUCUGAAAUCGAAGACAUCACAUGGAAACUCAAAAAAGAUUGCUGUCAUCUGACAAUCAAAAAGAAGGCAACACAGUCUUGGGAAAACCAAAUGUCGCAGUUUGGAAUGACAUAA
Messenger RNA from Caenorhabditis briggsae, 396 nucleotides. The record is from RefSeq and is a predicted model, not a curated record. Bases 1 to 396 code for a protein of 131 amino acids. The transcript has 3 exons. NCBI's taxonomy places the organism in Eukaryota, Metazoa, Nematoda, Chromadorea, Rhabditida, Rhabditidae.